Molecule: messenger RNA, 2343 nt
Organism: Drosophila bipectinata
Lineage: Eukaryota; Metazoa; Arthropoda; Insecta; Diptera; Drosophilidae
Gene: GlcAT-S
Product: Glucuronyltransferase S
Biological process (GO): carbohydrate metabolic process; chondroitin sulfate proteoglycan biosynthetic process
Cellular component (GO): Golgi membrane
Molecular function (GO): galactosylgalactosylxylosylprotein 3-beta-glucuronosyltransferase activity
Source: RefSeq, a predicted model, not a curated record
CUGGCGUGAACACAACAACAACAAGCCGAAAAACAACAAACCCCAAACGUUAGGCCCCAGUGAGAGAUAUUUUAUUUGUGAUUAUUAAGCUUUGUGAGCUCGCUGGGCCGUCGCGUGUUUUGUGCUUCCUCCUCGAAAGGUGCCUUCGCAUUCUGGUGGUUCUUGUUAUAUUUUUUUUAUAGAAACCCGAAUCGGCAAUAAAGCAGAGCACCCGAUUGCAGAAAUGUCGGAGGAAUUUGCAUAAUUUUCGUGUCGGUCGAACCAGAAAUUGUAUAAUAAAAGAAACUAGUUUGCGAGCAAAAAAAGGCGCUGACGAGCAGAAGGUGCUGGAGAAAGGCGAGCACACGGGAAGAGGAGAGAAGAAAGACGGAAGACGGGGAGCUGGCCUUGAGCCAGGCCCCUCUACAAAUGGCCAUUCGUCCAGGACGAGGAUGCCCCAGCAGCACCCGCACCAUAUCGACAAUCCUGCCUGAAGCAUCCCGCACCAGCAUCCGGCUACCGAUCCGAACCGCAUAAUGUCCAGCGCCCACUACCAGGCACUCGAGCCGCAAACUUCUGACGAGGACCACGAGGACAUCGAGCGGCAGCCCCAUCGCAGUGUUCCCUACACCAUGGGCCGGAAAGGAAGCGUUUCUGCGGGCCGGCGUCGCUGCCUACUCCUAGCCGGGGCGGUUAUCUUCAUCGUGGCGUUCUGUUACCUCACCUUCAGCAUGGACACACGCCUCGCCCUGGGACUAGGCGGCGGCUCUGACGACUCGGAUGAGCACCACGGCCUGGACAGUAUUAAUUUCCGGCCGCUUAACGAGACUCUGCACAUAUGCAGCGAAAGCUACGAGGAUCGACGCCUCUUCAUGCAGGACAAGCCUCGAUCAGAGUACGAAAAGCUGCCAGUGAUAUAUUUUGUUACCCCGACCUAUCCACGGCGGGAACAAAUCCCAGAGUUGACGCGCCUGGCGCACACUCUGCUCCAUGUUCCUCGAUUGCACUGGCUGGUGGCCGACGACCAGGAGAACUGCAAUACCUAUUUGGAUACCUUGCUCAACCGAUUCGGCAUUCCCUUCACCCACAUGGUCAGUCCCAUGCCCAGCAAGUUCCGGAAUGAGAAGCCCGCCCCGCGGGGAGUGGCCAACCGAAGGGCAGCCUUGCAGUGGCUCAAGACCCACAACCUCACCAACGGAGUUCUCUAUUUCGGGGAUGACGACAAUACCUAUGACCUGCGACUCUUCUCAGAAAUACGGAAGACCCAAAUAGUGUCCAUGUUUCCGGUGGGUCUGAUUGCCGACUAUGGAAUCAGUGGUCCAGUGGUAAGAAAGGGCAAAGUGGUGGCAUUCUUGGACUCCUGGAUAGCCGGUAGAAGGUGGCCCGUUGACAUGGCCGGAUUCGCCGUUAACCUGGAGUACAUGGCCAAGUAUCCGUAUGUGAAUAUGCCCUACAAGCCUGGCUACGAAGAGGACCUCUUCCUGCGCAGCAUCGGCCUGCGCAUGGAUCUGAUUGAGCCGAGAGGAAACAACUGCACCGAGGUUCUAGUCUGGCAUACGCAGACAAAGUCCAAGAAGAUCGGCACUCUGCGCAUGGAAAGUAAAUACAUGGACGACCGCUCCAAUUUGGGAGCCCUUCUGCACAACCUGAAAACCAUGGGAGUGGCGCUCAUUUCAGAAGACGAAGGUCGCACUGCACUGAUUAGCAAGAAUGGAAAGGAGAAACCACACUCCCUGAUUCUCAGCUGAACAUUUGGGUCCAGAAUCCUUAGCGGGACCCAAAUAAUACUCAUACCCACACCGGUAGAUCUACAGUUUAAUUUAUGUGUAAACCAAACCAAAAUCGAAUCAACCGCCCUCUGAAUCCUCUUGUCCUUGUUCUGGAGAUCGUUUUCGUCAUUUUCAAUUGCACAACGUCGUAAUAUAAUAUAAGAUAUACGUUCUUCAGAUUCUCUUUAUGUAAUAUUGUUAAUUAGUUGUAGAUUAGUUUUCGUUCGUGAUAACAGGAUAGUAAACACAGGGAAGGACACAAAGAUAGAUUCAGGACUUGUCUAAGUACAUAUAUUGUAAUGAUUAUCAUUAGGUUGUAAAGGUUGAAUGCUUUGAUUUUCUAAUUUGCUAAGCAAACUUAAAAAUAUUUCAAACUUUAAAAACGUAAAGAAGCUUCAUUAGUUCAUUCAGCCGACACACAUAUCAAAAGGCAUGAAAUAAAUUAUUUCACAAUAAAAUCCCAGGACAUUAGACGCUUCAGUUAGGAUCAUUAGGAACACUAGCUGUUAACGUAUUAAGUUAGCCAGUAAUCAAUAAGAUCAUAAGCCAUGACAUGAAACAAAUAAACGCUAGUUUUUUAAAGCUUUCUUUAAAA